AAUAUUCUGUUAGAGGAUAUUUUAGCAAUUAAAUGCCUUUCCCAAGAAAUCAGCUUUCUCUAAUAAUGGAGUCAUCAGAUAUUGUGCCAGUGUGCUGUGCUAUCACUGAACUCCUCUGAAAACACUCCCUCCCUAAGUGGAUCUGUGAUGUGUUAUUUUAUCUUUCUUAGGAAAGAUUAGGAUGUUACUGUGAUUAACUUAGAGUAGUAUUGAAAAGUAUUUUUAUAGGCCUAAAACUGUGUUUCUUAGAUAUGACAUCUACUUCUUUGUGGUUCUGGAAUUCAUCAUUGGAAGAAAACUGGACUGUGAAAAACAAAAAAACACUUAUUUCUGGUGAAUAAUAUUUCCUAGAGAGAGAGAGAGGAAAAAAAGAGAUCAUUUUAAAGCAAGUGGUUUCCAAUUCCACAUAGGAAUGGCCCUUCAUUUACUGUUUGGUUGUAGCAUUUAAUGUGAAUUCUUAGGAAAAUGAGGACUAUUUGUUGUUUCUCUGUGAACAUAUGCUGAUAGCAGAAAGCUUUCCAAGAUAGUGAAGGAGCCAGCUUAUGGGCAUCUCCUUUGUUUUGUCUGGAUGAAAAUUCAUUGAUUUGAAAACUGAUUUUAUGUAGUUUUGGGGAUCAUUCCUGUGGUGGGGAAAAGCAGAGCUUUACUAGCACUUCUAAGGGUUUUCCACAGACUUGUUACAUAAACUGUGCUCUGUGCCAGCAUUUCUGGGCUUUGAGGGGACUUUGGAACUCCAUUAGCUUAACGAGUGGAAUUUCAUUUGGUUUGACUCAUUCUGGUUUGUAAAGUUUGCUACUUGUGGCUUUGUGAAAAUUCAGUAUAUCCUUGGUAUUUAUUAUGCAUACAAAGAGAUUUACAUGCAGUAAUGAAAAACUUGGCAGAAAUAGUCCUGAAUUAGUUUUUAGCAGAGAAAAGAAAUCCUGCAUUAGAGAGAGAAAACAACAGACAAUUGCUCAGACCAAAGAUCUAACCAUCUUUUUUAUACCAGUGGCUACUGGUGAGUGCCUGGGAAAAAAAUAAAUUAGCAUAUUAGAGUAGCACAAACAUGUAGUGUUACUUCGCCCCUGUAAUCAUUCAGCAUAAUGAAUAUAUUCAGCAUUUUCAAUAAUUUGUUGUUUAGCCGAUAAAUGUAUUACAUUUAGCAGAUAUAUAUAUUACAUUAACAUUACAUUUAACAUCCAUUUUCUUAACUUCUUCACUGAAUUUCUUUCAAUCAGUUUUUAACCUGUUUAGCAUGUUUUGGAAAAGAAUCUUAUAUUUCUUUACACAUUGUUUGGAGAAGUAACUCCUCUUUCUUAUUUGCAUCAUUUGAUGUCUUUGUAUUCUUGUACUAUAAAAAAGAGCACUUAUUCUCUCUUCAUUAUUUAUUCCCUAGUGAUUAUCACAUGGAAAAAGUGUUCAGUUUUGUGGUUUAAGUCAAGAAUAAGUGGUUUAUUGAUUUAUUAAUUACAGCUAACCAGCAAUCAACUACCUACAUGUUUAAUUCAAGAGCAGCAACACUGAACAUCCUCAAAGUGUUAAUAAGCACGUGGAAAUUUCUGGGCAUCCCCUGCAGCUCAUCUCAGAGGUUUUAAUCUCCUGCACAGUCUCACAGACAUUCACAGAAUUACAGAUGCUGCCUUUUACAGUGGGUGUCCAACAGAAACACCUCUGGCACUUUCAGAGGGUGGGGUGCAGGUCUGCUGCUGCCUCACAGCUCUGCUGUGAGGUGAGGAUGCUCUGGGUGACUUUGGAAUAUUCUGUAGCACAGCUCUUCUCUUGUGCCAGCAAAUUUUCAGCAGAUAAGUUUUUCCAUUAUAGCUGAACAUAUCAAACCAUUUAUUCAGAUAGUAGAUCUCUUUGCACAAUUGAUGCUGAAUAACAAAAAUGUCCUUCUCCAAGCUGCAAAAAAUAUCUAGGUUUCACUCAUUAUUUUUUGUUCCAGUUUCUUAUCUGGAUGACUACAUGGAUAUUUUUUAGAGCAGGGCCUUUCAGAAUUAUGCUGAAAGGACAUUUAGUUUUUGUUUUCAUUGCUCUUAGGUUUUCUUCCCUCCUAGUUUUUCUUAUCUUUAGGCAUCUUUUAAUAUAAAUUUUAGCUUAUUUUCUCCCAAGAUAACACUACCUUUUAGAUCCUAUCUCUCAUAUAACAUUUGGCUCUGUAAAAAGGCCAAAAAAGGGCAAAGUAAAUGUGAAAGGGUAAUUUUUCAUCCAACUGUAGAAGUGACAGUCUUUAGUACUGUGGCAUUCUAUGAGCAACUGAGCAAAGUCUUUGCUUGCACAAAUGGCAAACCCACGGUAUUGUGCUCAGUAAAGUUCUGAGAAUGUUUGGGAUCUAAAGUCACGCACUGAGCUGUAAACUUAUUUGUGUUUUAAUGGAGACAGGAGAGGAUUGAAAGGAUUUUGGAGAGACAGCUUUGGCAUCAGAAAAUUGCACUGCAGAGAGUAACAGAGGUUUUAUUUUUCUAUUGCCAAAAGAAGAAGCAAGUACACUUAAUCACUCUCUUUUUUUAAGGAUUUAUCAUAGUGCUUGUUGCUUUUUUGCUUGUCCACCUAUGUGAUAAUAAUUUAAACAAAUAUUAAUACUUUUACCUCCAACCCCCAUACUUAGUUAUGAAAAUAAUUCUUAUCAGGACCUUGAAAUGUCUAGUGUAAAAAUAUUUACCAUUCUGGCUUUCUUAUUUCUCCAGCAUUGAAAAAUCAGAAAUUACUCUUUUGGUCUGUGAUGGGUUGCAGGGCUGUCUGCUGGAGUGCCCAGGUUCAAUGGUAUGGAUUUUGAGCCUUAUAAUUUGUCAUGACUGGCACACCUUUCACACACAGUCUCAUUUGUGGUUUGUGUGAAAUGUAAAGUAUUUGUGCUGUCAUGUGGAGAUUGUGAGAGAGAGAAACAAAGGUGGCUCAGAGAAGAAUUUUAUAUUAGACAAAGCCUUAUCUGCACCUCUUUUGUAAGAAUAUAGAUCACAGUAGUAUUGAAGAGUAAUAUUUCAACCCCCCUAUGUACUAUUGUUUGUAUAAGAGCCUGUGCUGUUCAACUGGAAAGUGAGCAAUAAAUACUCACCUAAAAGUGAGCAAUAAAUACCAACCUAAAUACCUCCUAAAAGGAGCUUGUGAGCCACCCUGGCAGAGCCUGGCUUUCUUACAGGAAGUAUAAAAUACUUCACUUUCAUUCUACCCAGCUUGCAUUCUAUCCAAGGAACAAAACUACUUUUAUAAUUAGAAACACAGCAGCAGAACUGUUGUAAAAUUUAACCUCUUUUAUAAGGCACUUCAUUAUCAUCUGCAUGGAGAAAAAGAACAAAGUAAACCUGGUUGUGUUCUGUAUCAAGGCUACAGAAAGAAGUCAAGCUGUGCUUUAAAGCCAGCCUUGCAGUGGCUGAGGGAGAAUUUCCACAAGUGCUGGCAUCACCUGGAGAACAAUUCCAUGGGGAAGCUGGUGGCACUUGCAUUACUGAGUUGGGUGUGCCUUGAAAAAUCUAUGAAAUGAGAAUGGGUUUAAAGAUCAGUGAUGGUUGUGUAAAAAUUGCCACUUUUACAUCAGAGAAUUUUGAAGUGGGGGCUCUUCCCUGAGACCCAGUCUUGAAGUCUGUGGAGGUUUUAAGCAGUGACUCAUAGACCAGCUCUUUGAGGAAUGUACAAAGCCAGAGAAUCUCAAAAAACCUUCCUGCCUGCUUUGGUGCUUUGGCAAAAAUUUGCCUUCACCAGUAUUUUUAUCAAAACACUGAAUAAAACCCAGCAUGAUUAUGGUAGGAUUUUAAUGAAAAGCACAGGAUUUGGGAGACACAUGCAGUAUCUAAGCUGUGUGCACAAUAAAAGCAGAAGUAGUGACUGUCCUCAUUCACUUGUGGGAGCUGACAAACUCCAGAUACUAAAAUUUCUUCUAUAAGGAUUUGGAAAAUAUGCACAAUCUGCAUUCAAGUUUGGGCCAACAUUCCCAAGUAAUUUUUUCUCUGUCUGUUAGCAUUAAGAAUUAAUUUUAUAUAGCAUAAUAUCUUCCAGAGACACAAUGAGUUUUUCAGGUAACACCAACAUAUUCUAGAUAUAUAUUUCUCCUGUUUUGCUCAAGUACCCAGGAGUUACUUUGGUAUGCUAUUUCUGAGUGACUGAAUAUAAAUGUUACUGUGUAAAAUACUUCAUAAGAUAUUAUACUUGAUGUAAACAAUCUCUAACUUGUUUUAUGGUUUUCACAAAACACCUUAAAAUUCUUUCUAGUUCUAUAGAAGUUUCUUUUCCCCCUUUUUGCUUGGAAAUUUUUAUUUUCUGUUUGUUGUCUAAAGAAAGAAAACUUUUAUGAGAAGGUAACUGUUUUGCAUAUGAAAGUUGUAGUACAUCUGAGCUAUUUCAGAUGUUGAUUUAUCUUGGGGAAUAAACAAAAAGUAUCUUUUGAGUUGCUGGGAGGAUAAAACUUUAGAUAACUCUAUUUACAUUUCUAGUGAAAAACUGAAAGUACAAAUACUUCCCCAGAAUGUAGUUUUAAAUUACAAUUUUAUACAUUGGUAAGUAGUUAUUUUUAUGCACAGAAGAAUACAGAUACAUAUCUUUUUCCAGGUUCACCUUCAGCAGCAAGCUGGCAAACUGCAGAAUAAUAACACCAAAGCCAACUGAAAUAAUCAUUAAGAGAAUGCCCUCUAAAAUUACUGGCUCCUCUGUGUAAUCAAUGCCAGUGUGCAGUCUCAGGAUGACAACGAAGGCCUUGGUUAAUAAAUGUAAUCUGAUUAAUCCUCUUAAUGCAAAGUAUGUGCACUGCCAGCCUGUGACACAAGUGCACAGGUCUGUGGAGACUUGUAUGCUGUUGUGUUCAGCUUUUAGUAAAUAAAAUAUGUUGCAUAGCAAAGUAUGGGCUGAAAAAAAAACUUAAUGGAAAAUGAAUCUGUUCAGUCAGUCUCUACCAAAAACAUUUUCAGCUGUGUAUUCACUAAUUUGUCCCAGGGUGAUGCCAUCCUGUUGGAGGGCACUGUUGUGGUAAUUAGUCCCCACAUGUCCAGAGUAAUCAGUGUAUCACUGCGGGGCAGCUGCUGCUUCAAAACUAUUUCUUCCAUUAUAUUUACACGAAGGCAUAACUAUCUUUAAAGUUCAGGUUUUGACAUUUAACAAUGGAAACUCCCAUCUGACAUAAAACUGGUUUCCAGUGGUUUCACUGCAGUGUGCCUGAAAUUACAAGUGCAGCGUUGCCUUCAUUUUCCAGGACACACACACAACAGCAGCGUUAAGGGAGUGUAAUAAGUAUCAGGCAAUCCAUGUUAAGUGCUCUUAACAUAAAUUGUGUAAUUGGGAAACCAUAUAAUCUAGUAGAAGCCUAGGUGUUAGCUUUUAGACAAGUUAUGGUGGCAGGCUCAGCUUUUUGCUGGAAAUUCUUCUAAGUUUAUUUAGCUGAGCUUUUCUGUUGUGUCUGUGACAAUAUAUAAGGAAAGCUUAGUUUGGCUGCCUUGCUGCUUGUAAGUGGAAGGAUAAGCUGCUAAAUCUCUCAUUUGAGUACUCAUGUUUUUGAAUUUUGUCAGUCUUUAAACUGUACAGCUUUCUUUAAUAAUCAUUAAAGUGAAGGAUAUUUCUCUAAGGCUUAGUGUAGCAGAGCUAAUAACUCCUCUAUAUUAAUAGCUACAAAACGAAAGCCAGUUCAAACACCUGAUGACAAGUGGCUAGCCCUGGGUGGACUUUAAGGUGUUAAGCUGUCUCUGGAACUGCUUAGUAAGAAACUACAUUGUAUGAAUCUUAGUUUUUCCAGCAGUUUUGUCAAGGAGUAUUUCCAGUCACUUCACAUCAGAUGCCUUGACACCCUGAUGAGUAUCAAGAAAAUGUUACAUGUCUACCCAUCCAUGUACCUCCAACCCACAAAUGGUAAACUGAGCUGUUUUUCACUCACCUUUAUGUAAGAUCAGGGUUGGUAUUGUUACUUUUAAUGCUGUUCUAGUAAAAUGUUAACCCAGUGCAUUUUCCCAGCAUGGACAGUUCAGGAGUGACGUGGAUGUGCACUAGGUUUUUGGAGAGCAGAAUGACAGCUAGCAUAGGAUAUGAUUCCUCUACCUAUUUUUCUUCAAUCCUGCAUCAAAGCAAGAAGAUAGUCUGUAGAAUGUGUUUUGUAUUUGUCUUUACUAGUGCUCCAGAAAGUUCAGGCCCCUGUGAGGCACUAUGCCCAUUGCCCAACCUCCUUGGACCUAACACCCAUCUACUCAAAAGUCUUCUGCUUCAUAGGGGAAGUCCUGCUUGGUAUUUAUACCAUUCAUUUAUCCUGUAGACAUGUAAAAGGGCCAUGAGAAUGCUUUUGGGCACGUCAAGCUAAUGAGCUGGGCAGGUAAUAGAGAAAUCUGUCCCUUAAAUUAUUAAAAACUCUGCUAAGCAGUUGCUGGUUUAUGGCUGCUUGGCAGAACACCACGCAGCAACAGACAUGUACCUACCUACCUCAUUCUCAACUCUUUAAUAACCUUUUCUCUGGAUUUUUAACUGUUUCCAAGGCAACUGGAAACAGAAACAUCUCUGUAAACCAGAGCUUCCUAGAACUCUCCAUUUCAAGUGGUACACAUAAUAAUUACAGCUUUCUCUUCAUCACCGAGUUUUCAUCAGAUUUUUAAAAGAUCUGCAACUAAAAUUGUCCCAUCAGUAGGUUUGAGACUUUCUUUCUUAAAAAUAUAAAAUGGUCAUGGCAUACAUUAUUUUGACUUCUUGAGGAGAUGUAGAAAAAUACCGUAAGCCUUCCCUUCUGAAAUGCUAAUUAUGAGCAGCCCAUCUGCCAGAGCUGUUUCCAUAAACUAAGCAGGAGGGGUCCACAAUGAAACAAUUACAGAAAUACAGAGAAACCCAGUUUGCAGCUGUAGUUUGAGCAGGUCUGCCACGAGUCUCAGUCUUCAGUGAGACUUUUAGCCAGAGCGUGGCACCAGGUGAGACAACAGUACAGAACAGAAUGAAGUUUUUUCCCCUCUCUCCUGUGGACAUAGGACCACAUUUUUAUAGAGCAUUCUGAAAAUAAAUGUCUUUAUUCUGUAUUAAUCUUCCCAAAGAAAAGCCAGCUGCAGCCAUUUUAGCAGAAGACAGCUAUACACACCGAGUUAUACCCACUAAAGGCAAUACUUUUGCCCAAAUCAGCGUGAGUAAAGUUAUUUGUCCCCAUAAGCUUGCAAACUGCAAAUUUAUGUUUAAAAAUAUCUAGAGAUUUAUAGGAAAACCAGUAUAAAUGUGUGAAAAUAAAUCUGCAAGGUUAUAUUUUAUAGAUUGCUGUUCUGCUGUACUGAUUUAUUAUGCUAUAACUACAAAAUGUUUAAGGCUCUUUCAUAGUAACAACCAUGGUUUUGUCAUUGAAGAAACUGGAGCCUCAAGCCUAAAUGAAACCAGUUUGAAAUAUUUUACUUGUAUGCUCUCUAAUACUUUUGACUUUCUGUGUGUGACCUUGGCCCAGACAGCUUCUCUCUGUCUCAACUUUAGAGGUAUUGAAGAUAUUCUUUCAGCAUUAUCUUUCUAUGAAAAAAAAAUUUAAGAGUCAAAUAAGAAAAUAAACCCCCUAAAGCAUGAUGAGAGAGAAUAAUAUGCAUUUAACAUAUAAUACAUAUAUGCACACAUAUAUGUACUUUAAUUAGUAGCCUAGAUUCUUAGAUUAUUAAAUUCUUCAGGUAUAAGUUUGAAUGGUCAGAUGAUUCAUCCUUUAAGAUAAAAGCAUAUCUGUAUUAUGACAUUCUCAGAUCAUUCCCUACCAUUGGUAAAAUCUCUAAACCAUGCCUGUAAUUGGGCAAGCAGAAGUAACAGUAACAGAACUGUACUAUCAGAGUUAUGAUGUAAAAUGUGCUAUUUUAGGAGUUGAACAGAAGAGGUGACAGCCAGAGACACCAGUGAAAAGCUGCAGUAAAUGGAAAUUAGGUCAGUCUGAGAAGCUGUUCAGGUAAACAGGUGGCUUCCUUGGAGUAAAAGGAGUGUCUCUCACCUCCACCUUUUUUAUUUUAGAUGAGGAGCAUGGCUCAGUUGCUGAAAUAGAUUAAUCUAGUGUGAUUUUAGGUGCUGUGGGUUGUGAGCUGCAUCCAGAAUGAUGCAGGUCUCCCUAAAUCUCCUGUAAGGAUGUCUCAGACUCCUGGGAUAUGUGAGCUGGGCUUAGCAAAGGAGUUCUGCCAAAGGUCUCUGUGUUCCAGCUUCUGGAAACAUUCACUGGUGGUUUUCUCCUCACCAGCAAGUCACCUUCUAAUGAACGUGAGGGCAGCUGGGGAGACAACAGGCAAAAAUCCAAAGUAAGAGAGAACAGGGAAAACAUUACCAACAGACAGGAGACAACAUUUGUAACCAGGUGUAGGAAGCAGUUCAGUGUAAGGCUCACUCCUCCACCACACUUCCACAAGGGUGUGCAGAUACUUCCCACCAGCUUUCCCUGUGACAUUGGCUGCAGUGGAACAGAAAUGUUCUCCUCUGGGCAGUGAUGUGCCUUCACCUGAUUUGACCUUGGAAGCCCUUGGUGUAGGCCCUUAUAGUUCUGCAAUGGGAAUGAGAAUGCUUCUUAUUUAAAUAUUGCAUUUUAUGCUGUUAUAAGUACAUACUGGCAUAAUAAUGACAAUCUGAUUGAAGGGAGUAAGAAGGAUAUAAUUGAUUCAUUUUUCUAAACAUUUUACAAAAAUAGCUUUCAUGCUUUUAAAUAUUUAUUUUAUAAUGCCCUUGGCCAUUUUAUUUUUACUGUUUUGAAGUUUUAUCUGAAAAUAAAAAUAGUUUAAAUUCAAAUUAUAAUGUAUGUAUUGAAUCUCAUGAAUCUAAGCUUUAUAUCUGGCAUUUCUUCAUUUUCUUGAGAAAUAGACUUGAAUUUUUUUUUGGUGUUGGAAUUAUUGCUGCUUGUGUCUAUUAUGUUCAUUUUUAACAUUUAAAAGAAAUAUUUUCUUUCCAAAAAGAAGUUAUUUUCAUUGUUUUUUCUUUAAGGAGGCACAUGCUGGCCACAUAAGCCAGCUGCAAUCCUAAUGUUCCCUGGAGGUCAAUUUUUAAAAACAUAUUAAAAUUAACAAACUUUGAUUGAGGUCUCCUGUGUCUGUUCUUAUUCUAUCUCCUUAGAACGUUCCUUUUUGAGUUUUCUUGUGCUUAGUCAAAUUCGGACACGUGAUGAACUGAUGUAGGAUGAGGAUCAUGAUCAUUGUAUACCUCGAGUUUCAAAAUUAUGUUUUGGCAAUUUUGUCCAAGGAACAAAACUUGUUUGGAGAUGAAGAAAUAGAUGAUGAUGAUGGUGAUGAUGAUGAUGAGGAGGAGGAGGAGGAGGAAGAAAAAGAAGUAGAAGAAGUAGAAGGAAAAGAAGAAACAGAAGGAGAUGAAACAAAAGAAGGAACAGAGAAAGAAGAAAAAGAGGAAAAAAAUGAAAAAGAGAAGGAUCGUAAAUCACCUGAGGGAGAGACAAGCAGUAGUAGUAGCACUGUGGAAACUGCAGAGACAGAGGAGACUACUCAGAAAGAGACCAUCGUUCAGCAGGAGAAGGAAAGCCCUGACAAUCACACUAUGAACAAUUCUUCAGAGAACACUGAUGACCAAAAAACUGGAGGAAUUGUGGGGAGAAAAAAGUUUUCCCUGUUUAAGCGAAAGCCACUGACAAGCCAGAAGAAUGUAUGUAGCAGAAAUGAAGACAGCUCUGAAAAGCCAUUGCAGAGUGAAGACAAAGAAAAGGAAGAUUUAACUGGUGAAGACAGUAAGGAUGAAAAUCAGAAUCAUACACUGGAGAAUUCCAGUGAAACUGUGACUAACCAGGACAGAAGGAUGAAAGUUAAUACAUGUAUAUUGCUGUAACACUGUUAUAAUAUAUGAGAAUGUGACAGUCUUAAAGCAUAUAGUGCAAUUUUUACUUGAAAACAGUUAUGACUCAAGAUGUUGAUGGCUGCUUUUUUUGAUUGAUUGGAUUGCUGUAAUUUUAAAUAGGCAGAUUAUUUUCUUGGUAUUUAUUGGUAAUUUUAAUAGUGUGAAAUGAUAUGCUUAUCAGCACCUUCCUGGAGAUCUGUGGCCUUACUUGUUGAUGUUCUAAAGCAAAAUAUGGGGGUUUUUUAUGUGAAAAGUUGAAUACAGGCAUUUUAUGGUUUUUCCUAAGUAUUUUUAUUCUCUUUCAGUCUACAGAAUACUACUUUCAGCAUGAUACUCUUGCAAAAUUAUAAUAUUUGAUGUAAGAUAUUAUUUGGUUUAACCUAGUUAAGAAUAUUGAGGGUACUCACUUAGAUAUGUACAUGUUUCUUUCUGUUUUGACAUAGAAAAAAUAGCAGUAAAACCCUCAAGUUAACUUGUAGGCCAUUAUGGAAGAAGUUAAGUUGAGUAUGUGCCUAAUUUCACACAUGGCAGCAGUCCCAGUGGAAACAGUGUAAGGAUGGAAGUAUCCUGCCAAACUGGGACAUGGAGAAAGCUUUUAUUUCUGAGAGGUGCUGAAAGCCUUUGCUCCUGCUGAAAUUGGCAUAAGCUGCUGGGCCUCUCUCCUCACUGCAUCAGGCCCAGUGAAAACUGGAUACCCUCACUCUUGUUUCACUGGAUUCUAAUCCUGUAUUCUCUGAACAUCCACACCUUUAUGAGUCUCCAGUGAAGCUUUCCUCACAGGAAAAUAAUGCAACCAGAGGUACUGAGGCAUCAGUAUGACAAACUGAUCAUUAUGGGGUAAAUAUUCAUGUUUUUCUCAGGCAGACUGGCUUUUCUUCAGAUGGACAUUUAGCAUGAGGAGCCAAAAAUCAGUACAAAUAAAAUCUUUUUAACACCACUGUAUCAUUAAGAAGCAGGAGUUCCUUAUUCAUCCAGAUGCUCAAGGGGAUAGCUCCUCUAAAAUAUUGUGCAGGCUGAGUACAGAAAAGGCUCCUGUUUAUAUACUGUGUUUUACAUACAUAAUCAUUGAUUUUUCCAGAAUAAACAUACACAUGAUAAAUAAUUUCCCUGAAAUAACAUAUUUUCCCUCCCAUUUGCACACAUUCUUCUGUCCUGGAGGUCCCUUUGCUGGUCCCUGGUGGUCGGUGACCCCAAAGUGAUCCCUGACCACACAGUGAAGGUUCUGCAGUGAACCUUACACGAAGGGGUUUUUUCUCCAUUAUAUUCACAUAUUUUCUUAUUUUUCUGAAUGCACAUGUGGUUUCUGUUCCACUUGGAUACUGUUGAGAAGAGUAAAGUGGAAAAGGAGAAAUAAAGUAAAUGGUACCCUCAUUAAUUUAAAUAAGCUUUAAUUAGUUUUUACGGGGAGAUCAGUCACAGAAAUUGUUACUGUAAGAACAAUUUCUUUUUUUAAUGGUGAACUAAUUUAGUGAGAAAUAUUACUUUAAAAUGGGAAUGACCCUCAAAUCUAACACUACAAAGUUUAUGUAAUGGACUGUAAACUGUUGUAUGUCUGAGCAGUUUUAGGGACUGGUACAUUUAUCUUGUCCACACACUUUGCUUCAACAAGAAGCAGGAAUAUAUUAACCCAUUCCAAUGUCUUUUCUACAUGUCUUCAUUUUUAAUAAAAAAGAUUAAUCAAAUAA
Molecule: messenger RNA, 11393 nt
Organism: Taeniopygia guttata (zebra finch)
Lineage: Eukaryota; Metazoa; Chordata; Aves; Passeriformes; Estrildidae
Source: RefSeq, a predicted model, not a curated record